Cheilinus undulatus (humphead wrasse) is the source of this 887-nucleotide messenger RNA. RefSeq names its product stress-associated endoplasmic reticulum protein 1. The transcript has 3 exons. Lineage: Eukaryota; Metazoa; Chordata; Actinopteri; Labriformes; Labridae. Gene Ontology annotation, cellular component: endoplasmic reticulum. Bases 131 to 328 code for a protein of 65 amino acids. Gene Ontology annotation, biological process: endoplasmic reticulum unfolded protein response. The record is from RefSeq and is a predicted model, not a curated record.
GUACGUAGACAAGAGUGGGGAGCUCCUAGUCCGUCAGCACUCAUCAGAGAGAAGAAGAAGGAGAGAAAGAUCCAGAAUCAACUUUAAAAUCUUUAAUUUCAACGACAAACACAGAAACGAAGAAGACAAGAUGGUGGCUAAACAGAGAAUCCGCAUGGCCAACGAGAAACACAGCAAGAACAUCACUCAGCGAGGAAACGUGGCCAAGUCAACGAGGAACCUGACUGAGGACAAAGGUGUGGGUCCGUGGCUGCUGGCCCUCUUCAUCUUUGUGGUCUGUGGAUCAGCCAUCUUCCAGAUCAUCCAGAGCAUCAGGAUGGGCAUGUAAAGUGAUGUUACCAGCAGUGGGCGGGGCUACAAAGACGAGCAGCUAAGAUGACGAUGACGACAACGUGCCCUGUCUCCAGUGACCACCGUCCCUUUGAACUGAAGCGACCCAAACAUUCCUGAACUCUGGCAGCGGUCUGCAGACCAAUGGAGGCGACCAAACAGACCCCCCCCCCCCCCAAAAUGGUUUAUCGUGUUGAUUCACGUGGCGCUGCUCGCCGACCUUCUCAGCGUCUUUCCUGUAAACAGCCACUGUGUGCCUUUCUCUGUUUACCUGUGCUUUAGCCCCGCCCUCACUGAUUACACCUUAUCAGUGCAGACGUGUUGGGGGAGGGGUCAUAGUCCGGUGUGAUCCUGUAAACUUUAACCGUGUGAUACUGAGCGUUACAUUCCUGCUGGGACUCUUCUCUCUCUCUAAUCUCUCUCUCUCCCUCUGUCGCUCGUCCUCGUCAGUAUGAGAUGAUGAAGGUCUUUUGAAUCAGAAGGUUAGGAGGUGCUGACAGGUGUGCGUGCACUGUGUGCAGCUUCACCUGAACAAUAAAGUUUCUUUUUGAACACAA